AUUAUUGAUCAACGCAGAAGGAAGUGUGGUUUUGUUCCGGUUUGAGGAAGUAGAAUGGGAUCAUAAUAUAGCUAAUAAAGCUAAUAGAAUAUCUAACCAAGCAGUCAUAGGCAGAUUUCAUGACGUACCAGCCCAAAUUAAGCCGCCUCCAUAUUCAAAAUCCGUGCGAGAGAAAAGAGCCAGAAAGAAAAAUUGGAAGCUAUACAGAGAAGCUGACGACACAGUACUUUCCUAUUAUAUUUCCCAGCAGACCACAAGAUUAUCCAAAAGUGUCCCAGCCCUUGUUUAUGAAAUUGUGAAGACUCCUUUACCCCGGAAGAGGGAAGGUAAGGCAUCCAUAGACCUGGAUCCAUACCAAAAGCAAAGACUCUCUCUACUUGCCCAUCAAGCCUUACGGGAGCAAUCUUCAACAUUAAUGAAAGUUAUUUCUGAUGAGGAAUUAGUACAAGAAACUCCACCCAUUUCCUUAUUUAGCCAGAAUACCAAGGCUUUGUUAAAUCACCUAAAGAAGAGGCAUCCUAUUGAUCCCAUAUCUAAUGAUCAGAUACUCCUCACUGUCAGUACAGUACAUCAUGCCUAUCAACAAGAUAACGUCAGUGCCAAUAUGGCAUACAACAUGAACAUUAAAGAUGCUUGGGAACCUGUUCAGCCCAAGAAAUUACAGCCUAAAUCAACUCUAUCUGCUCAAAGCUCAAAGAACAAGGCAACAGAUCUAGCAGCCCAAGUGAAACAACUAAAGGCUGCUGGUAUCACUUUAGGUAUGGAAAAGAUUUCCUCACCUUAUGAAACCAAAAUGCUACAGCUCAAUACAAAGAAUUCUUUGCUUGGUAGUACUGUGAAAUCCUUCAUUCCUCCCCCCUGUAUCACACGUUCCAAGUCUUGCAGCAGCUUGUCAAGAAGGAAAGCUUAUUUUAACAUCUCAUCUCCAGCUGUCCCCGCGAGUAAGAUCAUUGGUGGCUUUACAAGUUCAGCUGAAUCCAUCAAAAUACCACGAAUGAAGAUUGCCCAACCUGAUAUCAAUGUAAUUUCACGGCGCAGAAAAGUUUUUAAUGUCAUUAAUCCAAAUCCUUAUCGUUAUAAUUCUGGGUUCCAACUUUUGACUACACAACAAAUGAAAGAAUAUGAAGAAGCUAAGAUUGCAGAGUACCAGGCAACCAAGACAAAAGUUAUUGCAAAUAGAGAAAAGGUGUGUAAAAAUGCUUGGGUGAGGAAAAUUAAAGGUCUUCCUAUAGAUGACUUCACUAAGGAGGGAAAAACUGCUGCUCCUGAACUUGGAGCUAAUGUUUUCAUUUGAGGCUAACUUCUUUAAUACAGCUGACAAACCCUGAAAAAACAAACGCAAAAUUCCAGCCCAGGUACUGUUGAUUCCCUCUGCUCUGAAAUUUUGUCCUAUUUCCCUCUUUUGGGACACUGUGACAAACUGUACUAAAUCAAACAAUUAGACCUUCCUUGUUUUCAAAAAAUGAAAAGUUUCCCUCCCUUUUCAAAAUAUUUCCAGUUUGCAACAUUUGUAUUUUAUUAAAGUUCCUGUUCUGUUCAUGAACAUUUAUUAACAAGAUUGGUAACACCUUUUAUAAAUUUUGCUUCAUAAAUUAUAUGUAUGCAUUCCUAAGGUAUCUUACUUAGCUGAUAUCUUAGUGUAAUUGUUUCACUGUGUAGUUGUAAAAAUUACCAAAAUUAUAUGUUUACAAAAUA
Molecule: messenger RNA, 1695 nt
Organism: Thamnophis sirtalis
Lineage: Eukaryota; Metazoa; Chordata; Lepidosauria; Squamata; Natricidae
Source: RefSeq, a predicted model, not a curated record